AUGCGCAGCUGCCUGCCACCCGUCCGGACGCAGAGAUCUUGCAACGAGUGCGCUGGCUUGCCCUGCGUCUGUGUGAGUGAGGUGGUGGUGUGGGCGCCGCCUGCUCCGGUCCUGCGCGGCAGUGAUGCAGACCAUUGUAAUAGGUGUCCAGAUGACCAGCAUACAAACUGGGAUCAAGAUCAAUGUGUCCCCAAGGUAAUAACCUUCCUGGCCUAUGAAGAAUUGCUGGGGACCAGCUUAGCUUCAUUAGCCAUGUUCUUGAUCCUAACAACUGGUUUUGUCUUGGGAAUCUUCAUUAAAUACAUGGAGACUCCAAUAGUCAAAGCCAACAACCGGGAUCUCUCCUAUAUUCUCCUUGUCUCCAUCCUGCUCUCCUUUUUGUCCUCCUAUCUAUUCAUUGGUCACCCUGGGAAGGUGGCCUGCCUCCUCCGACAAACUGUCUUCAGCAUCAUCUUCUCAAUUGCCAUUUCUUCAGUGCUUGCCAAAACUAUCACUGUGGUGGUGGCUUUCAUGGCCACAAAGCCAGGGAACAAGAUGAGCAGAUGGCUGGGGAAGAGUGUGGCCAACUGCAUAGUCUUUUGCUGCGCCACUAUUCAACUAGGACUCUGCACCAUCUGGCUGGGAAUCUCUCCUCCCUUCCCAGACUCUGACAUGCACUCCCAACCUGGACAGAUCAUCCUGCAGUGUAAUGAAGGGUCAGUCACCAUGUUUUAUAGUGCCCUUGGUUACAUGGGUUUCCUGGCUGCCAUCUGUUUCGUGGUGGCUUUCCUAGCCAGGAAACUUCCCGGGGCAUUCAACGAAGCCAAGCUGAUCACCUUCAGUAUGUUGGUCUUCUGCAGUGUUUGGGUGUCCUUUGUGCCCACCUACCUGAGCACGAAGGGGAAAUACAUGGUGGCUGUGCAGGUCUUCUCCAUCUUGGCCUCCAGUGCUGGGUUGCUGGGUUGCAUCUUUCUUCCCAAAUGCUACAUUAUUCUCUUGAGGCCUGAUCUAAAUAAAAAAGAACAUCUAAUCAUGAAAAAUAAAGAUGGCAUCUGAUUCUGAGCAUAUGCUGAGUAUCUGAUGAAGAAAAUGAAAGAUGCAAUCUGAUUCGUAGAAUAUUUCCCCCAUUUUUUAAAAUGUAAGCCUUGUUAUGGAGCGGCUAACAAAUAA
Molecule: messenger RNA, 1149 nt
Organism: Hemicordylus capensis (graceful crag lizard)
Lineage: Eukaryota; Metazoa; Chordata; Lepidosauria; Squamata; Cordylidae
Product: vomeronasal type-2 receptor 26-like
Exons: 2
Coding region: 1-1035 (344 amino acids)
Biological process (GO): G protein-coupled receptor signaling pathway
Cellular component (GO): membrane
Molecular function (GO): G protein-coupled receptor activity
Source: RefSeq, a predicted model, not a curated record